GAAACAGGCGGCUCAACAAGCUUUGCAGUUUGCGCCCUUGCUUUUGCAGAAAGUUUCACUUUCCGCCCGCACCGGUAAACGACGCCUCAGACUCAUCAAUAUAGACAUAGAAGCAAAAGCAAAAGAGCCGCCUAAAGCAAUGCCAAAGCCAAGGGGCGGCGGCGGGGGCGCCGGCCGCGGCGCGCGGGGUGGGCGGGGCGGUGGCGGAGGCGGCAACCGUCGCGGCGCCGGCGGCCACCACCGCGACGCCGCCAGCCGGAACGACCAGGCCGUCGAUGCCUGGGAAGACGGCGCCAGCGGCGCCGCCGCCGUGGCGCACACCUCCACCCGCCACGGCGUCAGCGUCGCCGACGACGUCGACGCCAGCGGCAGCGGCAGCGGCGACGACGACGCCGAGGACGCCGACGGCGCCACCGCCGACGCGCCGUCGACCAGCGGCCGCCAGGAGCUGACUGUGGGCGGCGAGCCGACGUCGAACAAACCGAAGGUGCACAAAUUCCCGGUGCAGCUGGCGAUGUGGGACUUGGGGCAGUGCGACCGCAAGCGCUGCAGCGGCACGCGUCUGGCGCGGCAGGGCAUUGUGCGCGAGCUGCGCCUGGGGGUGACCUUCCCGGGAGUCAUCCUGAGCCCCAUGGGCACCCGCAGUGUGUCUGCCGAGGACGCGGCUCUGAUCCGCACCAAGGGGCUGGCGGUGGUGGACUGCUCCUGGAACCGACUGGACGACGUGCCCUUCGGCCGCAUCAAGGGCGCCGCGCCGCGCCUGCUCCCCUUCAUGGUCGCAGCCAACCCAGUCAACUACGGCAAGCCCUGCAAGCUGUCGUGUGCCGAGGCCUUUGCGGCGGCGCUGUUCAUCUGCGGCCUGCGGGACGAGGCGGUGGGGGUGCUGAGCCGCUUCAAGUGGGGCCACUCCUUCUUCUCCACCAACGCGCAUUUGCUGUCGCUCUACUCGUCGUGCGCCACCGCUGUCGACGUCAUCGCCGCACAGAACGCCUACCUGGCGGGCGGCAGCCCCGCCGCCGGGCCCGCGAGCGCCGCGGCCGCACUCGACGUUCUUGAGAUUGCCGCGGCGGGGCGCUGGGAGCGCGGGGCCGGCCGGGGCGGCGGCAGCGACGAGGAGGUGGACGACGGGUAUGAUGAUGAGGAUGGCGGCGAGGGCGAGGAGGGCGAGGCUGAGGAGGAGGAGGAGGAGGAGGAGGCUGAGCCGGAUGAGGCGGAGCUCGAGGACCUCAGGCGGAGGAUGAAUCGUGAGCUGCCGCCGAGCGAGUCGGAGGAGGAGGAAGAGGAGGAGGAGGAGGGGGAGGCGGGGGGCGAGGCGGGGGGCGAGGCGGCGGCAGGGCGGUGAGUGGGUGGAGACCAGGCUCGCAAGGCUCGUGUUUUCGGGGUGCAGGUUCGUGGGUUGACCCCGUGCAAAAUGGAAGCAGUGUGAUGGUUGGUGGGUUCGGCAUAACGGGCGAUACCGCGAUAGGCAGACGAGGCAGCAGCAGCUCAGUGCACAAGCACGGAGAGGGCGUGGGCGCCGUGCAGGCCGUAUAAGGAGUGUGGAGGAUCGUGGGUAGAUAGGCAGCUUUAAUGACAGCCGACAGGUAGCAUCAGCGUUAACACGGGUCGGGGACCCGGGGGUACGAGCCCGCAAGGGCGGUCACGGUGCCGGGUGACGAGGCGGCAGUGGGCUGGCCACAGCUGUCAGGUGGUGGCGGCGUGUGGAGUGCGGGAGGCGUUUGGCCCUCGGCGCGCCUUACUUGCGGGCUGUGACCAGCGGUGGACUGGCGGUUGUGUGCACGUGGUGGGUGGGCCUGACGAAUCGCCGGAGCCCACGACUCAACGAAUGCAACACAUCAGCAAGUAACGAUGUUACCGCGUCACCGGAGUGCAAGGAUUGCAGCGACCGCGAGCUGGAGAAGUCUUAACUCGUAAGGCAGCCUGCCGUGCAUCACGCGCGGGUUACACGCCCGCGGGUUACUUGCGGGUUACUUGCAAGCAGAGGAUGUGUAAUUCUAGGGUCAA
Chlamydomonas reinhardtii is the source of this 2004-nucleotide messenger RNA. RefSeq lists its product as uncharacterized. Bases 140 to 1342 code for a protein of 400 amino acids. Gene Ontology annotation, biological process: maturation of SSU-rRNA. Gene Ontology annotation, molecular function: rRNA small subunit aminocarboxypropyltransferase activity. The transcript is spliced from 5 exons. The record is from RefSeq and is a predicted model, not a curated record. Lineage: Eukaryota; Viridiplantae; Chlorophyta; Chlorophyceae; Chlamydomonadales; Chlamydomonadaceae.